Molecule: messenger RNA, 798 nt
Organism: Penicillium lagena
Lineage: Eukaryota; Fungi; Ascomycota; Eurotiomycetes; Eurotiales; Aspergillaceae
Exons: 1
Coding region: 1-798 (265 amino acids)
Source: RefSeq, a predicted model, not a curated record
AUGAAGUAUGCAACUCGCACCAUUCCCUUCUCUUGGUACUGGAAAGGCAAGCCUCUCCCCAGAGGCCAGCUGCACGGCGAGCGCAUUCGGCCUGUCUACCUCGGGGUGCCCGAUAGAGAUACCUUGUCGCUGGCAGGAUGCUCCUCUGACUCCUCGAUCGAGUCGACAACGGCGCAGGCAACUCACAGCCGGUGUGAGGGAUGCAAUGAACAUGCCCACCAUCACUACAUGUUGAGCGGUAGCGAUUGCCCGAAUUGCGACAAGGCCAGGAAGCGCUGCCAAUGCCGCCAUGCCCACCGCGAGCCCGAAGCCACCCACCAGAAGGCGAAGGACACGGCCAAGGAAAAGUGUAGCUGUGACCACCAUCUAAAGGCUGCUCCUGCACCGGCGAGGUCAGCGACUUCUGCUGCAACACCGCACCACCAUUGCUGCGUGGCUACUAAAGUGCAUUGUUGUGAGCAUCAUCAUUACGGUGCCUCUUGCCCGGCAUCUCCAGUCCCUGCGGCACCUGGCCCGCAUCAUUCGACUGACAGUCACCAACACAAAACGGCCCGAUCUAGACGCUCAAGCAGACGACGUUCACACCCAGGGCCGGAAGGUCGAUGCCCGAACUGCUUUCACGCCUGCGAUUGCUAUUCGGAGAUCGCUCACUACCCCGUUGACGACGACAUGAUGUCCGAGAUCUCGGUGGACGUGGGAGCGGGCAGCGAUGGAGACACCGACGAAUCGCGAUGCCCACAUCACCAUUACCCUUCUUGGUGGGCGUACCGGCCUGCAAUGGGGUAUGGGAGGAGGUGA